Molecule: messenger RNA, 1035 nt
Organism: Microstroma glucosiphilum
Lineage: Eukaryota; Fungi; Basidiomycota; Exobasidiomycetes; Microstromatales; Microstromataceae
Exons: 2
Coding region: 100-1035 (311 amino acids)
Biological process (GO): rRNA processing; ribosomal large subunit biogenesis; nuclear-transcribed mRNA catabolic process
Cellular component (GO): preribosome, large subunit precursor; nucleolus
Molecular function (GO): RNA binding
Source: RefSeq, a predicted model, not a curated record
CAGGCCACCGCCAAGGCAGCCAAGGCGGAUACCACUCCUUCCCUUUCUUCUCACCUUUGCUCUUAGCAGCUUACUCAACCCUCUGAUACCUCAUCCGACAUGCCACGAACAAAGCGCUCCAAGCUGGUGUCCCUGACAAGGACUUCCAGGAAGACAAAGGAAGACAAGUCGACCCUGAUCGACUCCCUCCGAGCCGCCUCGGAUGAAUUCGCCUACGUAUGGCUCUUCUCAAUCGGAAACAUGAGGAACAACUACCUCAAGGAGGUCAGGAAUCUUUGGGCAGGAAGCAGGAUCUUCUUUGGAAAGAACAGAGUCAUGGCAAAGGCAUUGGGAGAGACUACGGAGCAUGAGCUCAAGAAGGGCUUGGCAGGCAUUUCUCAGCGCUUGUCCGGCUCUGUAGGCCUCCUGUUCACCGACUCGCCCCCUGCAGAGGUAGCAGACUGGUUUGACACCCACGAGAGGAAAGACUAUGCUCGCACUGGCAACCUGGCAACAGAGAGCGUCACUCUCCCCGAAGGACCCAUCAUGGCCCGCUCUGAGCCUCCUGAGACAUUGGCAGGUCCUCUUGAGCCUCAGCUGAGGAAGCUGGGCAUGCCUACAGAGCUCAAGAGGGGAGUGCCUACACUGAGGCAAGAGUUUGUGGUCUGCAAGGAGGGCAAGAGGAUCGAUACCAAUUCCGCCCAAAUCCUCAAGCAUCUUCUUAUCCAGCAAGCUUCAUUCAGGAUCGUACCUCUGGCUUACUACGAUGGUGCCAAGGAGAGCGUGACGGAGCUGAGCCUGACACCAGAGCAACAGCUGCUGGUGCAGCAGGCUAAUGGCAAGGACGACGAGGCUGUACCAGGAGAGCGGAAGAGCGCUAGGGUGAAGAAGCCGAAUGCUGCCAGGAAAGAGGGACAAGCAGCAGCCAAGGCCGACGCAGUGGCCAUGGAUGAGGACGAGGACGAGGAUGACGAAGAUGACGAUGGAGAGAGUCUGGACGAGACGGGAGGUGAUAAGGUGACGGAUUCCAUGAUGCUCCCGGCUCAUCUUCGUUGA